Molecule: messenger RNA, 2046 nt
Organism: Moesziomyces aphidis
Lineage: Eukaryota; Fungi; Basidiomycota; Ustilaginomycetes; Ustilaginales; Ustilaginaceae
Source: the annotation of a GenBank genome assembly
AUGACCAGCAAUCCGCUCUCGAUCUUCAUCGUCGGAGGCCACGGCAAGGUGGCGCUCUCGUUCACGCGCCAGGCGGCGGCGCGCGGACACAAGAUCUUCAGCAUGAUCCGCCAGCCCGAGCACGCCGAUGACUUGCCCAAGGGCUCGUCUGGCUCGGUCGAGCCAGUGGUUGCAUCGCUCGAGCAGUCGUCGGUCGCCGACAUUGCGUCCCUCUUCACGAAAUACGCGCCCAGCGUCAUCCUCUUCGCUGCCGGAGCCGGUGGGAAAGGCGGACCAGAACGUACAAAAGCUGUGGACGAGCAGGGCGCCAUCAAGGUGUUUGACGCUAUCGAGCAGAGCGGCAUCGCCAAGUCGGAGCAGUUCCGCCGCUUCCUCCUCGUUUCGGCGGUAGAUGUGCGCGACAAGAACAAGCCGCCUCCUUCGUGGUACCAGAAGCCAGACCUCGAACGCUCAGAAAAGACCCGCAACGCCAUCGGCGCCUACAUGGAUGCUAAGUACGCUGCCGACAAGAACUUGUCGGGCCGAACCUCUUUUCCCUGGUUUGUCCUCCGUCCUGGUGGACUCCUCGACGAGCCUGGCACCGGCAAAGUCGCUCUCGGCAUCCACCAGAGCCUCGUUCACUCUAUCCCGCGAGAGGAUGUGGCAGCGACGCUCCUCGAGGUUGCCCAGCUCCCCAAGGGUCAGGCGGACGGCCUGAUGCUCGACCUUCUUUCCGGCGACAACGACAUCCCCUCCUCGGUGCGCGAUGCAGCCGAACGAGGCCCCGCUAUUCAAUACGAUUGUGCCUCCUAUCCCACAAGGCUUGCAAGACUUGCAUCGGUCGGCUUCCUGCAGCUCUCCACUGGAUACAGGGCGGAGCCGACAUUUCCGGAAAUGCUACGAUCUUCCCUCUCGGCAGGUGUCUGCCUUGUGUUGGCCACGCUUGCAGCGGUGUGCGAGGCUUCGCCAGUGUUCUACUCGACAAAGCUCGGCACUCGUCGCACCGCACACUUCGCUCAGUGCCAAGCACCCAAGACCGGCAGCGGCAAUCCUCUUGCCGGUUGUCCCAGCGGCACGAUUUUCGUGAGCAAGACCCAUCCAGCAGCCAGAUUCAGGACCAUCAGCGCGGCUCUGAGUGCUCUUCCCGAUAAUGGUAACACCGGUACGGUACUGAUCGACCAAGGGCAGUACCAUGAAAAGGUCGUGGUGACUCGGGGAGUGACGCCCGACAUCUCGAGUGCCAACUCGAAUCGAGUGGAGGUGUGGCAGUCGUCGUACGUCAACCAAAGUGAUGUGACGAGCGUGCUGCACAACUGCGAAGCCACAGUGCUGGGUGUCGGCAACGGCGGUGCGAUCGGCAAUAGUAACUUCAAGGCGUACAACAUCGACUUUGCGCAGCGUCAGUUCCUCAACGGUCAAGAAGUCACCGAGUAUCAGCUCGGACCUGCUGCAGCGUUGUGUGUGCAGAGUUCCAAUGCCUCCUUCUACGGCUGCGGGUUUUCGAGCUACCAAGAUACGAUCUUUGUCGGUCGUGAUUCGCAGGCGUUUUUCUUCAAGUCGAUCGUCAAGGGUAUGACGGACCAGCUGUACGGGUAUGGCAAAGCGUGGUUUGAAAAGUGCAAGCUUCUCUCUCGCGCGUGUGGCGGAGGGAUCACUGCAUGGCGUGGCGAUCCCACCGAUCCACUCGUCGGUGUCUACAUCAGCAACUCGAUCAUCGCACAAUCACCCGACGCCUCCAAAGCCAAGAGUAUGGUCGGACGUUGCCAUCUCGGCAGACCUUGGAACGCCUACAGCCACGCCGUAUACCUCAACACAUUCAUGUCCAACAUCGUGGCAGACGCCGGAUUUAGGAUCUGGUCUCAAGCCACGCCCAAUUUCGACCCCAAGCUCACCAGAUUUGCCGAGCACGGCUCUUCCGGUCCAGGUGGAAACACCAGCGGGAGAGAUACAGAGCUCGAGACGAUUCUGUCGGAUGCGGCCGCUGCCAAGAUCACCAUCCACAAGGUCUUUGGUGGCUCGACACCUUGGAUCGACCUCGCGACCGUCAAGAACUCGUCGUCGGGCUAA